Amaranthus tricolor (Joseph's coat) is the source of this 2610-nucleotide messenger RNA. Its product is annotated as F-box protein At2g26850-like. Gene Ontology annotation, molecular function: protein binding. The record is from RefSeq and is a predicted model, not a curated record. The coding region runs from base 1001 to 2140 and encodes 379 amino acids. The transcript is spliced from 5 exons. Lineage: Eukaryota; Viridiplantae; Streptophyta; Magnoliopsida; Caryophyllales; Amaranthaceae.
CCUUAUUCGUAGCUUUCCAUUUUCUCAAAUAGAAGGCAUAUUGAUUCCUCCACCGUCCAUUAGACGAUUCUUUGACUGCUUGAGUAAUUCAUUUCGCUCUCCACUACCUUCUUUCUCUAAAAGUUGAUGCACUACAAAACCCAUAUUCCUCCAUUCAUUAAAAUCCAUAAGAACACCUCAAAUUCACUUCAAUUUUGGCCAUUUUCUCCUUUUUCAUCAUCUGGGUUAUUUCGGGUUUCCACUUUUAGUUCAAUCUGUCUUAAUUAAUGCCAAUAUUCCCUAAAAUAUAGCCCUUUCUCCAUUCAUUGUAUAUACCUCAUUUUUGUUCUUUCUUUACCCAUGAUUUCCGCUUUAUAUAAUCUAAUAUCACAAUUUCAUUAUGUGGGUUUUUCAAUUCAUGACCACAAUUUGGUGGAUUGACAGUAAUUUCAUUAAUCUCUGGACAGCGAGAAUCAAAUCCUAAGUUACUACAUGCUCUAACUAAGACAAGACCCUGAAUAUCAAAAUCUUCUUAUUUUUCCCUUCUGUUUCAAUUGAUUGAAAUUAAACCCUAGAUCAAUCUCAUUAUACAGUUUAUUUCAAUUUAUUUUAAGUUAUUAUUUGCCCAUUAAAUAUUUUCUGUCUUAAAGUUGGUGGCAGUUCACUGUAUCUAGCUAGCCCAGCAUUUAUACAGUUCUAUUGUAUUUGUUUGUUAAUAUCCUAUGCUAUAUUCUUUACCUAUUUAACUACCUUACACUUAAACUAUGUCGGCUGACAAACUUUCUUUUAAAAAAAAUAUUUACUAAGAUUGCUUAGAUUUUGGUUCCACUAAUAAAGGAGUUUUUUUUUAUAAUAUUGUGUAUCUUGUGUAAUCUUUUGGUGUAAAGAUUCUCAGAUCUUGCACCAUUAGGAAUAUUUUUUUAUAUUGGGGUAAUACAAGAGAAUUAAUCCUUUCUGUAGGGGGUGAGAAUCGAACUAUUUGUUUAUACCAUUAUAUUAUUUACUAUUUGGUCCAAAUCCAAUGCUUUACUUCUUCAUAUCUUGUUUUUCAUUCAUUUUUGCUAAGAUGAGACUUCUAUCCCCUUUGUAUUGGGUAGAAAUUACCAAGUCUUUAAUAUGUAAUACUUGGAAAAGGGGGCUUGUUUUUGGUGUUUUUGAAGGUACCCUUUUGAGUCCAAUGAUGAAAGUUCCUACCAUUAAUGAGUUUGUAAAGGUGGAUGAUGAGGAAAUAUCACUACUAGAUUUGCCAGAUUUGGCUUUAGAUUUGAUUCUAGGGCAACUUUCACCUGCUGAAUUGUGUAGCAUGGCAGGAGUAUGUAGUGAAUUAAGAGUUAAAUGUAGGAGUAAUCGUUUGUGGGAGAAACAUAUGAAGAGAAAAUGGGGAAGAGUUAUUGGUAAUGUUGCUCUUGUAAAAUGGCAUGAGAAUAUGGCUCAAAAUAUGAGGAAACUUUCCUUAAAUGGUAACAUUAAUGGAGGGAUUUUUGGGUCUAUGCUUAGUUUUUGGCCUUUGUCAUUGUUGAUUAGAUCAAAGUUAAAACAUAGAAGUGAGUUUAAGGUUUGUUUACCUCCUGAUUCAAUCAUGAGUAGGUAUCUUUCUCUCGAAAACGGCGAGUUUUGGUUCCCUGCUCAGGUGUAUAAUCGUGAGAAUGGGCAUGAUGGAUUUGUGCUGUCUUGUUAUGAUGCUAAACUUUGCUACAACUCAAAAUCAGACACAUUCCAAGCUAGGUAUAAUGUGAACGGGCGGCAGACAGUUGAGGACAACAUUUCCUGGAGUAGAAUCCGAGCACCACCCGUUGAUAACCCACCUUAUGAACUUCAUGUGUCUGAUAGUCUGGAUGAUUUGAAGCCCGGAAAUCAUUUUGAGAUUCAGUGGAGAAGAAACCGAGGGUAUCCAUAUGGUUGGUGGUAUGGAGUCGUUGGUCACAUAGAAUCAUGCACCCGAAAUGAAAAUCACUGCAUCUGUCACGAUAAUGACAUGAUAGUACUAGAGUUCAACCAGUACGCCCCUGGCUCGAGAUGGAGGAAAAUGACCGUGAGCAGGAAGAGUCAUCGAGAAGAAGGAAACGAGGGUGAUGGGUUCUAUGGAGGCAUCCGAAAAAUCUACAAUGAAGAAGAGAUCGCUACUUGGAAAAGCUUAUGGCCAACUAAAGUCUUAAACUAGUAAUGCAUCUUUUUACCCUUUCGAGCAAUCGAGCCUCGCCUAGCUACCUUAAGAACCGUAAAUACCGAAAACUUUAGAUACCAACAAUGUUUAGCUUGAGAUUGGAGAAUGCAAAAAGUUGGCCUUUGUUUCUCUAUUUGCAAUGUGCAAAGGCAUUUGGACUUGUACAGAUGAAGUUGCAUUGCCUAUUUAGCAUACCUCUGGUAAUACAAAUGUUCUGAAUGUAGAUUUAAGGCAGUUCGCCAAUUUAUAAUUGUCCAAGAUCGAUGGUAAUUGCAUUUAAUUGGAUUUCGAAUUUCAAAACAGAAAUUCGGGAUUCUAAUGCAAGAACACGAAAUUAAAUGUACAAACAAUCAACACAAUGCUUUAAGCAAGAUCACCAGAUGUGGGCUCCGUGCUCUCUAGACCUAAAUUGUAUUAUUAAUCGAUUAAGAAAUAAUGAAGUUCUCUAGAACUCAAACUAGCCACCA